UCAUUUUCAUUUUGAAACGCCAAAAGUUAAUUUAAUUGCUGCAUUGCAUCUGCCAUUCACGAACCCUCGUUUAAGGAACGCAAAGCUUCCAUCUUGGGGACCAUGGAUGCUUUGUUGAGCUCUCAUCAAUAUCAAUGGCGGACGGAGGCUCUCCCUGUCUCCUACUUCAUGUGUUUAUCCACGAAGUAAUCAUGAUUUAAAUUCACCGCUCUCUUUCUUUCAUUCUUUCUUUAUUUGUUGUUUGUUUUAACCGUUUGUACAUAUCCUUUUCAUUAUCGGGCAUGGUUGAUUUGUGAUGAAACCUUUUGGAUAGAGCUUUAAAUCGAAAUCAUUACGAACCCCAUUUUCUUUGAUUUGUCUUUCUGGGUGUUGGAAUCUCCAUCGGAAUUUGUGUUUUGAGCUUGAUUUGCAGAAGGGUUUGGAUUAAUAAGGCUUCUAGUGGGUGGAUUCGAAGUGGGUUGCUUUGAUUUUGUGCUAUGGUUGUGAUUGAAGAACGGAAAUUGUAAUGGAUGAGAGUGUGGUUGAAAAGAGCCAAGGGAUUGGCCACAUUGUGCCUGAAAAUGAGAUGUUUAGCCAUUUGGUUGAAGAACAUGGACGUGAGAGUAGCUCGAGCUCUGAUUUUCUUACAUCGGAAACCACAGGGGGGCUUGAGGAGCACAGUCACAGUGGCUCGGAGGACUCAUCGCCCCCUUCUUCAUUGAGUUGGUCCACUCGAAAAGCUUACGGACCGGAUUGUAUUAGACCUAAUGUUGCUGAUAAAGAAGAAAAAAGCUAUGAUGAUAAUAGGAAGGUGGAGAAGAAAGUAUCUCCCUCGUCAGAGGUUGAGAUGUUGAAGGAAAGGUUUUCUAAACUGCUGCUCGGAGAAGAUAUGUCAGGCUGCGGAAAUGGGGUUUGUACGGCGUUGGCUAUAUCGAAUGCCAUUACAAAUCUUUGUGCCACUCUGUUUGGGCAACUGUGGCGAUUAGAACCUAUUUCAGAAGAGAAGAAAGUGCGGUGGCGAAGGGAGAUGGAUUGGCUUCUUUGUGUUAGCGAUCAUAUUGUCGAGUUCAUGCCUACUUGGCAGACGUUUCCUGAUGGAAGCAAGCUUGAGGUUAUGACGUGCAAACAACGCUCGGAUCUUUAUGUUAAUCUUCCUGCUCUUCGGAAACUGGACAACAUGCUUCUUGAAAUAUUAGAUAGUUUUGAAGUUUGUGAGUUCUGGUAUGUUGAUCAAGGGAUACACGGCCCUGAGACUGAUGGGUCUUCCUCUUUCCAUAGAGUGCUACAGCGUCAAGAAGAUAAAUGGUGGCUUCCCGUGCCUCGAGUUCCUCCGGGUGGUCUCCAGGAAGACUCAAGAAGGCAACUGCAACAAAAGCGCGACAGCACAAACCAGAUAUUAAAAGCUGCAAUUGCAAUUAACAGUACUACUUUGGCUGAUCUCGAAAUUCCCGAACCAUAUCUCGAAGCCUUACCGAAGAAUGGAAGAGCCUGUUUGGGAGAUCUCAUAUAUCGAUAUAUUUCAUCAGAUCAAUUCUCUCCUCAAUGUUUACUUGACUGCCUUGAAAUGUCAUCUGAACAUCAAGCUACUGAGAUCGCUAACCGGGUCGAGGCUUCUAUCUAUGUAUGGCGGAAAAGAACGAGCUCAAAACCUGCUAUGAACUCAAUCAAACACAGUUCAAAAUCGUCAUGGGAAAUGGUGAAGGAGCUGAUGGUCGACUCGGAGAAAAUGGAGCUGCUAGCAGAGAGAGCAGAAACUCUAUUGCUUUGCCUGAAGCAACGGUUUCCUGGUCUUCCACAGACAACCUUAGAUAUGAACAAGAUCCAGUACAAUAAGGAUGUCGGAAAAUCCAUCCUAGAGAGCUACUCUCGAGUUUUGGAGAGCCUAGCAUUCAACGUCGUUGCACGAAUCGAUGAUUUGCUUUAUGUGGACGAUCUCACAAAGCAUUCUGAUCAGCAGCUCUCGUCCAUAUCGAAACUUGGUGUGAUUUCUCACAAGAACAGCCCAUUGCAUUUCUCAGUGCCCAUCUCUGGCACUCCAUAUAAAACACCAUUUGCCACUCCAAGCUUUUCACCUGUUCAAGCAGCGAGUCCUGCCAAAACUGCCCAGCGUGGGUUCGGUAUCAGAAAGGUUUUGAUCGACUACCUUGGUAUCGAAGCAAGAGGAGGAAAAGAAGCCAGCAAUGAUAUAGAGAAACUUGAAUCAGUUGCCUACGCAGAACUCGACAAGCAAACCGCUCAGCUCAGGGAAGGAGUAAUGAGCUUCCCCUCCCCCGAACAAGGAUCGUUUGCAUGAGUAAAAUCCAAGCUUGGUUUUCAUGGCUGUACGUUUUCCAGUUGAAUUUGUCAGUUUUGUGGAUGUUUUUUUGUAUGUAUAGGAUGUAUAUUUAGUCUUCAAUUUGGCUUGUAUUUGUGUUGAUGAGGAAUCAAAUGCUCCGCCUUCAAAGUAAUACAUACGUGCUUAUUAA
Messenger RNA from Cucurbita maxima (winter squash), 2444 nucleotides. RefSeq names its product rop guanine nucleotide exchange factor 7-like. The coding region runs from base 506 to 2272 and encodes 588 amino acids. Gene Ontology annotation, molecular function: guanyl-nucleotide exchange factor activity. NCBI's taxonomy places the organism in Eukaryota, Viridiplantae, Streptophyta, Magnoliopsida, Cucurbitales, Cucurbitaceae. The record is from RefSeq and is a predicted model, not a curated record. The transcript is spliced from 7 exons.